Molecule: messenger RNA, 1697 nt
Organism: Exophiala mesophila
Lineage: Eukaryota; Fungi; Ascomycota; Eurotiomycetes; Chaetothyriales; Herpotrichiellaceae
Exons: 2
Coding region: 1-1611 (536 amino acids)
Biological process (GO): amino acid transmembrane transport
Cellular component (GO): membrane
Molecular function (GO): amino acid transmembrane transporter activity
Source: RefSeq, a predicted model, not a curated record
AUGGCCGAUCUCAAGGAGCCUCGUCAGGACUCGGUCUCUCGAUCCUCGAUCCACCAUGCGUCUGAUUUCCAGGCCAUCGAUCCCCAUUCAGGCGUCAAGAGAGGUCUCAAGACUCGCCAUUUGAGCAUGAUGGCUUUGGCAGGCAUUAUUGGUCCCGGUCUAUUGAUUGGGUCUGGCGGUGCACUUGCCAACGGUGGCCCCGCUGCUCUUCUCAUUGGUUUCGGCGUCAUCGGUAUCAUCGCCUUCAGUAUCAUGCAGUCGCUUGGAGAAAUCACCACUCUCUAUCCCAGCGGUGGCGCCUUCACAAGUCUCGCUGAUCGUUUCGUCGACCCGGCUUUUGCUUGUGCCGUGGGUUGGAACUACUUUAUCAUCUGGAUUGCCGUACUGGCCAACGAAUAUAAUGUUUUAUCAUCGAUAUUUGUCUUCUGGAGCGAUAAAGUCCCUCUUUGGGGGUAUUUUCUAAUCUUCUGGUUUGCAUUUUUGGGAUUUCAACUCCUGGGUGUCACGACAUUCGGUGAAGCAGAGUUCUGGCUAGCCUUGACAAAGCUGCUCGGCCUAACUGCCUACUUCAUCUUCUCCAUUGUCUAUGUUUCCGGGGGACUGGUGGGUCAGAAGGAAGCAUUCGGUUUUCGCUAUUGGAAUGAUCCAGGAGCAUUCUCAAACGGCUUUCGAGGAGUUGCUUCGGUCUUUGUCUUUUGCUCCACUUUCUAUGCCGGAGUUGAGUCAGUAGCCGUGGCUGCGACAGAGACCAAGAAUCCUAAACGUGCCGUUCCUCUGGCUAUUCGACAGGUUUUCUGGCGCAUCAUCUUCGUCUACAUUGGCAGUGCCAUUUUCUUUGGCAUCACAUGCCCUUGGAAUGCUGAGUCGCUCAUCAAUGGCCAAAGCCGGGCUCUCAAGAGUCCAAUGACUAUUGCGAUCCAGAAUGCUGGCUGGGAAGGAGGUGUUCAUCUGAUCAAUGCCUUCAUCUUCAUCACUUGUCUGUCGGCCGUCAACUCGUCCAUCUACAUCGGGUCACGCACCGUCUUGUUCAUGGCACAAGAGAGAAAGGCUCCAAGAUUUCUCGGCUACACAAACUCCAGAGGUGUGCCUGUGGCUGCCAUCAUAUUCACUAACGCAUUUGGAGCGCUAUCUAUGAUGAACGUCUCAACUGGAGCCGGCAAGGCGUACGGCUACAUCGUCAAUCUCUCCGGUGUCAGUACAUUUAUCGUAUGGGCCGCCAUUUCCUUCAUUCAUAUCCGUUUCCGCUCAGCAUGGAAACUCCAGAACCGCACGCCAAGGCAGCUGCCUUUCCAAUCCCUCUGGUACCCUUGGAACGCGUAUUUUGGACUGGCCGCCAACAUCUUUUUGGCUCUGGUGCAGGGCUGGACGACAUUGAGCCCCUUUGAUGCAGGUAAUUUCGUGGAUGCCUACAUUCUACUACCUUUGUUUCCGAUCAUUUACUUUACAUACAAGUUCAUUUUCAAGACCAGGUAUCACCGUCUCCACGAAAUUGAUCUCGACUUUGGUCGCAGAGCAGAUGUAGACGCUACUCAUGACGAGGAAGAGAGUGGGGAGGAGUAUGUGUCGAAACCCAAGAAGCCCUUUUGGAAGAGACUUGCAGAGAACUUCUGAGGGAUGGUGUCUCGAAUUGAUUGUCAAUUGAAGAUGAGCGAUUUAGGUGGAUGGGGUAACAGAACAGAGCGACAUCUGAGAUACCC